This is a messenger RNA of Tarenaya hassleriana, 1225 nucleotides long. Its product is annotated as sphinganine C4-monooxygenase 2. Gene Ontology annotation, molecular function: iron ion binding; oxidoreductase activity. The transcript is spliced from 2 exons. Gene Ontology annotation, biological process: lipid biosynthetic process. The coding region runs from base 163 to 942 and encodes 259 amino acids. The record is from RefSeq and is a predicted model, not a curated record. NCBI's taxonomy places the organism in Eukaryota, Viridiplantae, Streptophyta, Magnoliopsida, Brassicales, Cleomaceae.
GUUAUGGUCGUCGUCUUCGUCUUCUUCGCGACUGAGAAAGAGAGAAGCCCAGACUGGGCGGAAAAUUCUUCGUCCUGACCAUCGCGAAGAAUCGACAAGGCUGACGCUUUUCUUCUAGGUUGUCCUUUCUUCGUUUCGACGGGUUCAGAAUAGAGAUUAGAGAUGAUGGGUUUCGCGAUUUCGGAUGAAUUUCUGGGGACAUUUGUGCCGAUUCUGGUGUAUUGGGUUUAUUCGGGGUUUUAUGUUUGCUUAGGAUCGGUAGAUAGGUACAGGUUGCACUCGAGAAUUGAUGAGGCCGAGAAGAAUCUCGUCUCCAAAUAUACCGUCGUCAAGGGCGUGCUUCUUCAACAGACCGUACAAGCCAUCGUUUCGGUGCUUUUGUUCAAGAUUACAGGAAGUGAUACUGAUGCUUCAAAUUCGCAAGGCUCUUCUCUUCUUCUUCUGGCCCGGCAGUUUAUUAUCGCGAUGUUGGUCCUUGAUACAUGGCAAUACUUCAUACAUCGCUAUAUGCACCACAACAAGUUCUUGUACAAGCACAUCCACUCACAACACCACCGCCUUGUUGUGCCCUAUGCAUUUGGAGCUCUAUACAACCACCCACUAGAAGGGCUUCUCUUGGACACCAUUGGUGGUGCCUUGUCUUUCCUCUUCUCUGCUAUGUCCCCAAGAACCGCUAUCUUUUUCUUCUCCUUUGCUACGAUCAAGACGGUUGAUGAUCACUGCGGGCUUUGGCUGCCGGGAAAUCCCUUUCACAUCUUCUUCAGUAACAACACUGCUUACCAUGAUGUUCACCACCAACUCUAUGGAACCAAAUACAACUUCUCUCAGCCAUUUUUCGUCAUGUGGGAUAGAAUUCUUGGUACCCACUUGUCUUAUUCACUUGUGGGGAGAGUUGGUGGAGGCUUUGAAACACGGCCGACCAAAGAAUGCAAAGAUGAGUAACUUUUGCUUUCUUAACUCUAUCGAGUUACUUUCGCUAUUGCACGUUAGAGAGAUAUAACAGUUCCCAAUGUGAAUUGUAUAUACACUUCCUGUUUCUGUGUUUAAGAUGGGCAUAUAUAUACUCGUGUACAAGCUGACGCUGCUUUGCCCUUUUGGAGUAUAUUCAUUUUGUACCACUGUGUAAUUGCUAUAACUCAGAUUUUCUAUCUGUAUUAUUUAUCUGCUUAUAAAAUUCAGAUUGAGACCUUGAAAAGUCUCAUCCAUCUCCUUUAUUAGGAACCGA